Molecule: messenger RNA, 1162 nt
Organism: Leptonychotes weddellii (Weddell seal)
Lineage: Eukaryota; Metazoa; Chordata; Mammalia; Carnivora; Phocidae
Source: RefSeq, a predicted model, not a curated record
AAGAUCUGAACACAGUUGCUGAGUGUCUGUUUUCUCUAGUCAAUGGCGAUGACAUGUUUGCAACCUUUGCUCACAUCCAGCAGAAGAGCGUCUUGGUGUGGCUGUUCAGUCGUCUGUACUUAUACUCCUUCAUCAGCCUUUUCAUAUAUAUGAUCCUCAGCCUGUUCAUUGCCCUGAUUACAGACUCCUAUGACACCAUUAAGAAAUACCAACAGAAUGGGUUUCCUGAAACGGAUCUUCAGGAAUUCCUGAAGGAAUGUAGUAGCAAAGAGAAGUAUCAGAAAGAGUCCUCAGCCUUCUUGUCGUGCGUCUGCUGCCUGAGGAGGAGGGGAAGUGAUGACCACUUGAUACUUGUCAACUAAAGUCCUUCUGCUAAAGAUAAUCAAGUUUCAGGCCUUUCUACCCAGUGACAGUGCAGAGGGACCCCGAACAGCUUGGAGCAGCACUUCGAAAAAUACUGACUUAUUACUGGUGGAGCAGGAAAGAGGACUGUCAGCUGGUUGAACACAACUGAAGUUCCAAAGUUCCUUUUAUAAACUUGGAUGGGAUGAAGCAUAGACUACAGUCAACUACUGGGCAUGAGUGCAAUAGAGCAGAGAUAAUGACAUUCUGCACGGGACUUUAAUUUAUGACAUCACAGUGUGGGGCUGGGAAAAAAUAUCACAUUUCAGAGUGUGCAAAAACAAUGGCACUUAAAGCCGUGCAUUGAAAGAUGCGUGUUUAUCAUGCACUAGGUGUUUGUUUUAAAAGUGAUUCUUGGGUUAGAAGACAUUUGUUAAUUCAUGGUGUGCACAGCAAUGAAGUUGGUUGUGAUACUAAAUUAAAAAUUCCAAGUUGGAGAACCAUUAAGCCUUUUAAAGAACACACAUCAACAAAAAGACCUCUUGUAGUGGACAUUUCUAGGCCUGUUUGUAUGUGUGUGUGUGUUUCAGCAUGACAGGAAGCAACUGUUGGCAUUGUCAGUGGGAUAAAUUGGAAAUAGAGUCAUUUGGACACCUUGUCACUUGUGCUAAUUGUUGAUUGUACACAUGACAUGUGGAAGUGAACUGUAACAGUGCUCACUCAUUUUAACAGUUGAACUCUACUAUGGUGGUGAUUUGCCCUUGUCAAGCAAGGAAAGAUGGUAUUUUUUUCCCAAAUAAAUUUAUUUUAUCACAACAAA